Messenger RNA from Nerophis lumbriciformis (worm pipefish), 2031 nucleotides. The record is from RefSeq and is a predicted model, not a curated record. NCBI's taxonomy places the organism in Eukaryota, Metazoa, Chordata, Actinopteri, Syngnathiformes, Syngnathidae.
AUGGACAGCAUUACACAGGUAUAUAAACGAGUUUUCAUCAACGACAUUGACUCUUUCGUGUCAAAAUGUAUUGCAAAGCUUCUCUCUAAAAAUACGCUCGAAGCUGACGGCACCGUUUGGCCGCACAAUUACAGGGUUGUAGGGACGACUUCAUCUGACUCAGAAGAGCACAGACCAUACUUGGUCGAAGCCUACAUUCGGCCAAAAAGGGAAAAAAUUCUUCAAAAAUUGAUGGAAUGUGACAUUAUCAUAUACAACAUCACUCAGCAUCCGGACCAGGUAGAAGAAGCUCGCUGGGCAGUUACAGCCCUCCAUGAUAAAAAAUCCAAUUUUCAGCAAACAAAGAUGUUCAUCCUCAUUUCUACAGUCAUGACUUGGGCAUGCAGUGAGCCAAUUAAUUCUGAAGAAGUGGAGCUCCCUUUUACUGAUGAGGAUUUUAGAAGAAGAAAAGCUCAUCCAAACUUUAAAAAACACCUUGAACUGGAGAAAAUGGUUGCCAAAAUGGGGAAGACGGACAGAAUGUUGUUUUCCACUUAUGUUGUGGUGUCAGGUCUUCAAUAUGGAAUGGGAGAGCAAGCCUUCCAUCUCUUUUUCAAGAUGUCAUGGCUGGGCCAGGAAAAUGAAAUACCAGUGUUUGGAGAUGGCACUAACAUUGUCCCCACGAUUCACGUUAGUGACCUUGCAAGUGUCAUUAAAAAAAUAAUUGAGCAUCAGCCCAAGCCCUAUUACUUGGUAGCUGUGGACUAUUCCAACAACACCAUGGAGGACAUUGUUAAGACCAUUGCAUGCGCACUUGGAUUGGGGAAGAUCCGGAGAAAGCCAUUUGAAGAGGCCUUUCUAAAACAAGACCUGAGUAUCAUGGACAUUGAUUUGUUGCAAGUCAAUCUUUGCAUGGAAGGAGGCCAUCUCAAGGAACUGUUCUGUGUCCAGUGGUUAUGUGAGUUUGGCCUAGUGGAGAACAUAGAGCUUGUGGUGGAAGAGUACCGCCAAAACAGGGGACUGCUGCCCAUUCGUAUGUGUGUUCUGGGUCCUCCUGCAGUCGGGAAAAGCAGAGUGUGUAUGCAAAUAUGUGACCACUACAAGCUCCAUCAUAUCAGGCUGAAUGAGACAAUCUCUGAGACCAUCUCAAACCUGGAAUACUUUGUGAGGAACACUCUUUCAGAUGCAGAGAAUGAGGACUCAACAUCAGCUAUAGAAGCUCAGGACCUGCUGAAUUUUUUCAAGGACCAUAUAGAGCAGAAUGGAGGUUUUUUGGAUGACCAGGUAUUGGUGAAGGUGAUGAUGGAUAAGCUCAUGUCCAACCCUUGCAAAAACCAGGGCUUUGUUCUUGAUGGAUUUCCAAAGACAUAUGAACAAGCUAAAGAGCUUUUCCAUGUUGAGGACCAUGAAUCAGAGGAGAAAUCAUAUUUGAUUUCCUAUUGCAACAAGAAGAUAUUGCCAGAAUUUGUUAUAUGCCUUGAUGCAUCAGAUUCGUUUCUAAAAGAUCAGGUGAUCAACCUCUCUGAGAAGUUGGUGCAGGAAAAAAAAUAUGAGCAGGAACACUUCCUGCAAGUUUUAGCCAAAUACAGAGAGAAAAUCAUGGAAGAAGAAAGCAUCAUCAAUUACUUUGAAGACUUGGAUAUACAUCCAAUAUUAAUUGAGAUUACCAGCCUCAAUACACCUGACAGCCAAUUGCUGAUGCAUUCAAUCUGUGAGAGAGUGGGUAAACCAAGAAACUAUGGCGAGAGCAACCAGAAAGUACAGGAAGAGGUGAUGAUGCUGACAGAGAGUGUGAAAAAGGCAGAUAAGGAGCAGAAAGAGAUGGAGGAAGCCAAGCAGAGAUCUGCACACUGGGAGAUGUGGACUAAGACUUUAGAGGAGAAGAGGCAAUGGGAAGUGCAACAAUUGGAGGUUCUGUCCAUUCCAAUGAAGACGUACUUGACAGAGCACAUCAUAACAACUGUGUCUCAGGGCUUGGUGGCCUGUGGGUCAGCAUGGCCAGAAGAUCCACUAGAUUUCCUGGCAGAAUAUUUGAUAAAGAACCAUCCGUGA